Messenger RNA from Coregonus sp. 'balchen', 6418 nucleotides. The record is from the annotation of a GenBank genome assembly. Lineage: Eukaryota; Metazoa; Chordata; Actinopteri; Salmoniformes; Salmonidae.
AUGUUGGAAUGGAGCACGGCCGGCAGCCAUCUUGUAAGAGUUGCUGAUACAUCUGUGGGGAGAAUGUGACUGCUGAAAGGUUACGUGGAUGUCUGCUCUGCUGUUUUAAUGAGAACGCAUGUCGACCAACGUUAUUCAACAGCUCUGCAGUAGAAUCUGUUGAACUGGCCGUUAGCUCAUCAACAAACAAAAUACAAAGUACAGUCAACGUUACUAAUUAAAGUACACUAUAUAUACAAAAGUUUGUGGACACCCCUUCAAAUUAGUGGAUUUGGCAAUUUCAGCCACACCUGUUGCUGACAGGUGUAUAAAAUCGAGCACAUAGCCAUGCAAUCUCCAUAGACACAAAUGCUACCUGCCCCAAUGCAUAGUGCCAACUGUAAAGUUUGGUGGAGGAGGAAUAAUGGUCUGGGGCUGAUUUUCAUGGUUCGGGCUAGCCCCUUAGUUCCAGUGAAAGGAAAUCUAAACGCUACAGCAUACAAUGACAUUCUAGACGAUUCUGUGCUUCCAACUUUGUGGCAAUAGUUUGGGGAAGGCCCUUUCCUGUUUCAGCAUGACAAUGCCCCUGUGCACAAAGUGAGGUCCAUACAGAAAUGGUUUGUUGAGACCAGUGUGGAAGAACUUGACUGGCCUGCACAAAGCGCUGACCUCAACCCCAUCGAACACCUUUGGGAUGAAUUGGAACUCCGACUGCGAGCCAGGCCUAAUCGCCCAACAUCACUAAUGCUCUUGUGGCUGAAUGGAAGCAAGUCCCCCGCAGCAGUGUUCCAACAUCUAGUGGAAAGCCUUCCCAGAAGAGUGGAGGCUGUUAUAGCAGCAAAAGGGGGACCAAAUCCAUAUUAAUGCCCAUGAUUUUGGAAUGAGAUGUUCGACGAGCAGGUGUACACAUACUUUUGGUCAUGUAGUGUACCUCUGCUAAAACAAUUAUUUAUAGCUAACUGGAUUUUAGUAGACAUGAGAAGUCUUGAAAUCCCCAAUGAUUUCUUUGUAAAAUAUUUAUCACUGGACUAAAAACAUAAAUAAAAAAACGAACCGAAUGUUAUGUUUUUUUGUUCCUCAGGAGUUUGAAGAGUUUAACAAGAGGCUGGGUGAUGUGUCCAGACACGUCCGGGUCCCUCUGCCUGUGUCUAAUGUCCUGUGGGAACACUGCAUCCGUCUGGCCAACAGGACUCUGGUGGAGGGGUAAGUUGUUUACUUGCAUAUACUAAAUACUUGGACUGAUUUAUAGUUAAAAACAUGAAUGUUUCAGCAGAUAUCAUUGGAGAGGCGAGUAGGCUUCAGAAGAUGGAGAAACAACUCCUGCUUACUUUGAUUUACAAAAUACUUUUAUGGAUUUCUAGAUAUCUGCUGAAAAAGUUGUUAUACUGCAGCAUUUAUUAAGGGGCUGAGUGGGGCCUUAUCCAUCAUAUUAUUCCAGUAAAUAAAAAAUAUGCAAAAAUAGUAAAUAUGGCUCUUUGUAUCCACCUAUAGUUUAUGUGAUAGUGUAUUUUAAAAGUAAGAAUCAGCCCUUUAAAAAAGAUAUAUAUAUACUUUUUUUUAUGAGCAGCAAAAAGCUGCUGACUAGUUGUAAUGCCAGCAAAGAUCUUCUGAUAGGCACGGCAGGAAAAAGAAAAUGUUUGAACACAAACCUACUGCUCAUUCAAUGAUGGCUUAUAGCAAUAGUUAAUCACUCGGGGAUAUGCUAGUAUGUACCUGUGGAAUACAGGGAUUUACUGCCAGUGGAUUGGAGAGGUGUGGUAAUUUUUGCUGCCUCAUUCAUCUCUUAUUUUGACGUAUUUCGCCUUUUUGGUCGAGGGGCCUGUUCUUUGCUCCCAGGUACGCUCAUAAAUAUGAGCGCUGUUCGCGUGUCAUAUGCCGAAUACCUCAGAUGAGUUAUUGAUUAAGGCCGGCUUGGAGCCCCUGUCGUCUCCUGCAGUAAGACACCACCACAAGGUGCUUCAAGCCCGACCAUCGAUCAAGAAAAGUUUGAAUAUAUUUUCUUUACUCCCCUCCCCCCCACCCCCUCUUUUUCUUCUCAAGCUUUGAACAUCCUCUUGUUGGAACAUCUGCUUGUCAUAAAUGAAAAAAAACUACAUGUUAGAGUACCGCAAAGGAACACGCCGAUUGCCUACUAGAUAAGAACUCGAGAUGUGAGCAUUCCAAGCUUUUCUCCAGCUUUCUCUCAUUCUCCUGAGACAACUCCUCUUCAGUCCUGUCAUCCCCUCCAUAUGGUAGCAACUAGCUAACUCUUUGUGCCUCUUUCUCCCCAACCCCAACACUCCAUCCCAGGACUGUUAUACGUUCUGUUAUAGAGACCCCACAGGGAACAUGUCUGACACGAGGCUGGCCUGAGUCCCCUCUAAACACUUGACACAUUCUAAAUGGCUCCCAUAACAACCAUAUCCCUCGCUAGUCAGUCAAAGGUUUGGGGCCUGAAAGAGACAAAUGCAUUUUUUCCUCAAAUCAGCACUUGUACCCUCUUUCUCUGUCCAAUGCAUUAUUUAUGGUGUGUGUGUGUGUGUGUGUGUGUGUGUGUGUGUGUGUGUGUGUGUGUGUCUGUGUGUCUGUGUGUCUGUGUGCGUGUGUGUGAAGUAGGAGUACUGGCAGGCAGGGUUUUAUAUGGCCAGGUGAGACAUCCUCUUUAGGCCAGAGAGGCAUGGCAUUAAUGGAGGCGACAUGGGGAAAUAAAAAGCUUUCAUAAUACCUCUGACCAUCUUGUGAUUAAGUUUUAAAAAGAUGAGGCACAAGCACAACGUUUCUGAGAGUGUUACAUAGUGGUGGACUGGUAGGGAACUGGGUAGUGUGUUUUUUUUUUUUUUAAAUCCAGGUUGAUUUUGCUGAGCUGGACUGUAAGGCAGCUCAAUUCUGGUAUUUUUGCCAGUAAUUGGUCUUUUGACCAAUCACAUCAGAUCUUUUUACAUCAGAUCUUUUUAGUGCAGAUCUGAAAAAAGAUCAGAAUUGGGGCUGCCUGUGUAAACGAAGUUUGGAAGUUUAGAGUUCAGAAGGCCAGGGCUAGGGUUAGGUAGGGUUUUAUGUUCUAAGGCCAGGGCUAGGGUUAGGUAGGGUUUUAUGUUCUAAGGCCAGGGAUAGUUAGGGUUUUAUGUUCUAAGGCCAGGGAUAGUUAGGGUUUUAUGUUCUAAGGCCAGGGCUAGGAUAGUUAGGGUUUUAUGUUCUAAGUAGUUAGGGUUUUAUGUUCUAAGGCCAGGGAUAGUUAGGGUUUUAUGUUCUAAGGCCAGGGAUAGUUAGGGUUUUAUGUUCUAAGGCCAGGGCUAGGGAUAGUUAGGGUUUUAUGUUCUAAGGCCAGGGCUAGGGAUAGUUAGGGUUUUAUGUUCUAAGGCCAGGGAUAGUUAGGGUUUUAUGUUCUAAGGCCAGGGAUAGUUAGGGUUUUAUGUUCUAAGGCUAGGGAUAGUUAGGGUUUUAUGUUCUAAGGCCAGGGCUAGGGAUAGUUAGGGUUUUAUGUUCUAAGGCCAGGGCUAGGGAUAGUUAGGGUUUUAUGUUCUAAGGCUAGGGAUAGUUUGGGUUUUAUGUUCUAAGGCCAGGGCUAGGGAUAGUUAGGGUUUUAUGUUCUAAGGCCAGGGCUAGGGAUAGUUAGGGUUUUAUGUUCUAAGGCUAGGGAUAGUUAGGGUUUUAUGUUCUAAGGCUAGGGAUAGUUAGGGUUUUAUGUUCUAAGGCCAGGGCUAGGGAUAGUUAGGGUUUUAUGUUCUAAGGCUAGGGAUAGUUAGGGUUUUAUGUUCUAAGGCCAGGGCUAGGGAUAGUUAGGGUUUUAUGUUCUAAGGCCAGGGCUAGGGAUAGUUAGGGUUUUAUGUUCUAAGGCCAGGGAUAGUUAGGGUUUUAUGUUCUAAGGCCAGGGAUAGUUAGGGUUUUAUGUUCUAAGGCCAGGGUGGAUAGUUAGGGUUUUAUGUUCUAAGGCCAGGGAUAGUUAGGGUUUUAUGUUCUAAGGCCAGGGCUAGGGAUAGUUAGGGUUUUAUGUUCUAAGGCUAGGGAUAGUUAGGGUUUUAUGUUCUAAGGCCAGGGCUAGGGAUAGUUAGGGUUUUAUGUUCUAAGGCCAGGGCUAGGGAUAGUUAGGGUUUUAUGUUCUAAGGCCAGGGAUAGUUAGGGUUUUAUGUUCUAAGGCCAGGGAUAGUUGGGUUUUUGUUCUAAGGCCAGGGUAGGAUAGUUAGGGUUUUAUGUUCUAAGGCUAGGGAUAGUUAGGGUUUUAUGUUCUAAGGCCAGGGCUAGGGUUAGGUAGGGUUUUAAGUGCUAAGGACAGGGCUGGGGUUAGUUAGGGUUAGUCAGGGUUAGUUAGGGUUUUGAAAAGGAAUCACAAUACAGGAAAGCCAGGGUUAGGGUUUUGGGAAAAGAUAUCCCAAAGGUGUACAACUAACAUGUAAUACACUAUACAGGGUCCUCUUCAUUCUCUACUUCACACAUCAUCAUGGACAUGGCCUGUGUAUCAGUAUUAGACCUGUGGAGCUCCUUCACAAGUGUCUGCCUCUCUCAGCUCUCAGUCUUUCCCUCUCAGCUGCCCUCCCAGACUGGGUUUAGUCUCUGGGAUUCCCAUCCCUGUGUGUCCCCAAGGUCCUGGACUGACUGAGGCUGCAUCCCAAAUGGCACUCUAUUCCCUAUAUAGUGCACUACUUUGGGCCCUAUGGGCCCUGGUCAAAUCAGAUCACGCCAAGUCACCUCCCUCCCCCCACCACUAUGAUAGAGUGGCUAGGCAAGUCUGUCUGUCUAUUUGUUUGUUUUGCUCGUUCACUUGUUUGCUGUAUUUGUUAUCUUCAUUCCCACUCCCAACUGGACUCCUCAGAGAGGAGAUGGAGCCGCUUGACAGUCUGACUCACCACUCACUGUCUCACCCUGGGGGACUGGCAACCUCAGAGACAGAGGGAGAGGGAGAGGGAGAGAGGGGCAGAGAGAGAGGGGAAAGGGAUGGAGGGAGAUCGAGAUAGGAGGGAGGCAGGGAGAGAAAGGAAGAAAGAGAGAAAGAAAGAAAGAAAGAAAGAAAGAGAGAGAAAGAGAGACAGGAGGAGAGAGGUCUCUCUCACAGUAUGUCUCUUUCCCAGAAAGCAAUUACGCCUCUGUCAAGACCAGCGCCAACAUGGAUGUCAGCAGCCACUGAUCUGGUGGACGUGGUUCCACUCCACUACACACACACUAAAAUCCAGACAUGCUGCGAAGAUAACGUUUAUAAAGUGAACAAUAUGAAUAUAUAAAUGUUACUUGUUGAACUUUUUUUGGACUAAAAGAAACUGAGAACCCUUGAACUGUCUGGGACAGCAGAAUUAAGAUUGAACCCUUAAGGCUCUGUCGAUUUCAGAUUUUCUCAGUUUUACAUUUUUGUUCUUCAUUCAUGUGCCUUGGGCACUAAGAAUACAAAUGCCAUGUUUUUAGAACGUUGCUAAUAAACAACUCUGGAUUCUGAGCUUCUGUCAACAAAAACUAAACUUAUUCUAUCGUUAAUUCUGAACUAUUGUCUCCCAGAAUUAAUUUUUAAAAGUAUUCAAAAAGUCAACUUGUGUCUCCUGUUCUGUCCUGUAGCUAUGGUAAUGUGAAGAAGUGCAGUAACGAGGGGCGGGCCCUGAUGCAGCUGGACUUCCAGCAGUUCCUGAUGAAGCUGGAGAAGCUGACAGACAUGAGGCCCAUCCCUGAUAAGGACUUUGUGGAGACCUACAUCAAGGCCUACUACCUGACUGAGAAUGACAUGGAACAGUUCAUCAAGAACCACAGGGUGAGGAAUGCUCACGUUAGCUUUGGAUUUACAAUAUAAUGAUAAUUAUUCACUCAGUCUGCUCAAUGUGCUAAUGUGAAUUCUAUUGGGGGUAGCUCAACCCCGUUUACCAGCAAUGUGUAGCACAAAUCUUGUAAUGUGCUUGCCUAUGGCAUCAUUGGUAUCCAAAACAUGUGCAGUGAAAACGUAAUAGUUAGCCUCAAUCUUACCUAAUGUAACUGUGGUUAUCUGGGACUAAAGACUAUCUGGAACUGAAGGCAAUCUGAGACUAAAGGCUAUCUGAGACUGAAGGCUAUCUGAGACUGAAGGCUAUCUGAGACUGAAGGCUAUCUGAGACUGAAGGCUAUCUGAGACUGAAGGCUAUCUGAGACUGAAGGCUAUCUGAGACUGAAGGCUAUCUGAGACUGAAGGCUAUCUGAGACUGAAGGCUAUCUGAGACUGAAGGCUAUCUGAGGAUCUGAAGGGUUCUAUCUGAGACUUAACUUAAGAACUAUCUGAGACUGAAGGUCGUCAGGCUAUCUGUAGCUGAAGACUGCUGCUCCUGGGACUGAAGGCUAUCUGAGACUAAAGACUGUCUCUCCAUAAUGUGUGUCCGUCUGUCUGUCCCACCAGGAGUACUCCAUGAAGCAGCUGGCCAACCUGGUAAAUGUUUGUCUGGGUUCUCACAUCAACAAGAAGGCCCGGCAGAAACUCCUGGCGGCUAUCGACGACAUCGACAGACCAAAGAGAUAG